Tremella mesenterica DSM 1558 is the source of this 2207-nucleotide messenger RNA. RefSeq lists its product as uncharacterized. Gene Ontology annotation, molecular function: arginine-tRNA ligase activity; ATP binding. Bases 259 to 2142 code for a protein of 627 amino acids. The transcript is spliced from 6 exons. The record is from RefSeq and is a predicted model, not a curated record. Gene Ontology annotation, cellular component: mitochondrion; cytoplasm. Gene Ontology annotation, biological process: mitochondrial translation; arginyl-tRNA aminoacylation. NCBI's taxonomy places the organism in Eukaryota, Fungi, Basidiomycota, Tremellomycetes, Tremellales, Tremellaceae.
ACCAACGUUGCCAGUCACCAUCCUCAUUACACGCCACCGGCUGAACAAAACAAGGGCAGAGGAGUGCUGCUCCCAUUUAAAAACUUCAAAAUCGUAAUCAUACUAUCACUAACGCUUUACCCAGCGCGAUCAUUGCUCCCAACCAGUCGACUCGCCUUUCUCUCGACCUACAUUCGACCCUCCUUUCGACCUCUCCUGCUUCAUUCCUUCAUACCUCAAUUCCAUCCCUCAUUCACAUCUUUCAGCAGAAGAUACACCAUGACGUCUGUCGCUCCUCCCAUAGUGACCAGCAGUCACAUACCCACCUCUUCAAAAUACCAACUUCCGCAACUCCCUUCCAUACCCGCUGCCAACCCACAGCGACAAAUUCUGGACGCAUUUCGACUCGCUGCUGCGAGUUUGAUAGCUGAAGCAUGGGGGGAAGACCCUGCGAAAAUCUUCGAAGGAUGUGAUGUGGGGAAGAAAGGUGCAGAUUUGGCUGUAGCUAUCCCUCGGUUCAAAAAAGGUAAACCGGAUGAAUGGGCCGCAAAGGUUCUGGAAGCGUUUCAACCUUCGAAUUACCUCUCAAAGGUGUCUUUCGAAAAGCCAUUUUUGGCGUUUACUUUCAACAAAGAAUCUUUCACUUACCAUGUCCUCCGUCAAAUCCAACUCUGUUCCCUCGCUGCUCGUCAAGAACCCUCCAACCCUACCCUUCCAUACGGUGCCGUCAACGAGAACGAAGGGAAACUCAUGGUCAUCGAUUUCUCCUCUCCAAACAUUGCCAAACCCUUCCAUGCCGGUCAUCUUAGAUCUACCAUUAUAGGUGCCGUCAUCUCCAACAUGCACGAAGCGUUUGGUUGGAAGGUGAAGCGGAUCAACUACUUGGGUGAUUGGGGUACUCAGUAUGGGAAAUUGUCAAUCGGUUUUGAUCGGUAUGGGAGUGAGGAGGAGCUGGUCAAGGACCCUAUAAAGCAUUUGUUCAAGGUGUACGUCAAGAUCAACGAGGAUGACGCGGCGGAGAAGGCUCGAUAUAACGCCGGUGAGGAGAUAGACUCGGAGACCACCGUCCAUGCGCUAGCGAAAAAAGUAUUCAAAGAUAUGGAAGACGGCGAACCCAAAGCUAUCGCACAAUGGUCUCGAUUCAGAGAUCUCUCCAUCGAAGCCUUGGUAGGCGUCUACGACAAACUCAACAUCCAUUUUGACGAAUAUUGGGGUGAAUCGCAAGUCCGGAAAGAGUCUAUGCAACGUGCCAUCGACAUUUGCCUCGAGAAGAAAUUGACUUGCGAAGACAGAGGUGCUCUCCUGGUUGAUUUGAUGGAAUGGAAAAUGGACAGAGCCAUUAUUCGUAAAGCAGACGGAACGACCAUUUAUCUCACUCGUGACCUAGGAGGUGCUUAUGACAAAUACGAAAAGUAUCAUUUCGACAAACACAUUUACGUUGUUCAAGCUGCUCAAUCACUCCAUUUCCGACAAUUGUACAAGACUUUGGAAUUGAUGGAAGAGCCUUAUUACAAGGAAGGAGUGUUCGAGCAUGUGAGCUUUGGGAUGGUGAAUGGGAUGAGCACCAGGAAAGGGACUGUUGUGUUCCUAGAUGAUAUCUUGGAAGAAGCGAAGGAGGUGAUGCAUGAGCAGAUGAGAAGUAAUGAGGAGAAGUAUAGACAGAUCGAGGAUCCAGAAACGACUUCGGCGAUUAUUGGACAGACUGCUGUGAAGAUACAAGAUUUGUCUGGGAAGAGAGUCAACGACUACACGUUCAACAUGCAACGUUGCACCUCAUUCGAAGGAGAUUUCGGACCUUUUAUUCAAUAUUCGCACGUUCGUCUUUGUUCAGUCCAACGUAAAAACCCAAACGUUCCAAUCGCAUCAUCAUCAGAUGAUAUCGAUAUAUCCAUCUUAUCCGACCCCAAAAUAUACGAUAUGAUCUAUCAUCUAUCCAUCUUCCCGACCACUCUCCGAACGGCAUAUACGAAUAACGAACCUAGCACGUUGGUUCAUUGGUGUUUCAAGAUCUCUCAUUUGGUAGGAGCGGCAUGGGAAAGUGUCAAAGUUAGUGGAGCGGAGGAAGAAGAGGCAAAAGCGAGAUUAUUUUUGUAUCUUCGAACGAGGGAGGUUUUGGCCUACGCCAUGAGGUUGUUAAGUUUGACACCUAUCGAGAGGAUGUGAGGUUGGGGUGGGGUUUGGUAUGAUCCAAAGAUUGUGAUCUAAUGAUGCAUGUGUAGAAACAUGUG